Molecule: messenger RNA, 4541 nt
Organism: Solanum verrucosum
Lineage: Eukaryota; Viridiplantae; Streptophyta; Magnoliopsida; Solanales; Solanaceae
Product: protein TOPLESS-RELATED PROTEIN 2-like
Exons: 25
Coding region: 880-4287 (1135 amino acids)
Biological process (GO): regulation of DNA-templated transcription
Molecular function (GO): protein binding
Source: RefSeq, a predicted model, not a curated record
AAGAGAAAGAAAAAGAGUGAAUACAAAGAAGGGAAAGAAAGAGAAGUAGGAGUAGUGGGUGGUUGUCUGCAGAAGAAAAAAGAGUAAAAAAGGAAGUCCCUUUCAGUAUUUAGUCCUCUCUUCUACAGAGGAAACAAAAAAAAAGGAAAAAAAAACCCUAGCUUUUGCUUAAACAUCAUGUGGGGGUUGUCAUAAACAAGUAAAGUAGCUUCUAACUCUUCAACAUAUGCAUUCUUGUUAAGAUAUUUUAUGUUCCCAGAUCUGAAAAGAGUCCCUUUUUGCUCUCAUUAUUGUUGGAUUUUGAGAAAAAAUGAGUUCUUUAAAGGAAAACUGAAGUGGGGUUGUUUUUUAAUGUUUGUGUAGCUUAAAGAUUGGAUUUUUAUGACUUUGUGUUAGGAAUUUGAGGUUUUGGGGGUUAUUUGGAGGAGCUCAUUUUCCAAGAAAGUUUUGGGGGUUUGUUUUUGUGGUGGUUUGAUUGGGGUUUGGGGGUGGCAUCUUCUUGGGAUUUGAAUUGGAUGCAUUGAUUUGGGAGGUUCUUUUUUUUUGCAUUGCAUUUUGGUGGUGAAGGCAGGAAGUACUGGCUUUUCUGUUUGAUGUGUAUGGUCUGGAAGUUGAAAGAGCAAGGAUUGAAGUGAUUUUUGUUGGAAUCCCUGGUGUUGUUACAUUGUGUUUUCAGCUAAUAACAGUUAUUGUUUCUGGAACAUUGUGAAAAGUUUGAGCAUUUUCUUAGUUGUUGGGGAAGUGAUCUAGAUUAAGUAGUUGAUUACUUGGAGCAAAGGAGCUCCAUUGGUGGAAAAUUUGGUCACUUUUUCUCUGCUUUUGCUAAUUAACAUCCAAAUAUUUGCACUGGAGUGGCUAGGAGUUCCUGGAGCUGUCACCAUGUCUUCCUUGAGUAGGGAACUGGUUUUCUUAAUCCUCCAGUUUUUGGAUGAGGAGAAGUUCAAAGAAACAGUUCAUAAGUUGGAGCAAGAAUCUGGUUUCUUCUUCAACAUGAAAUACUUUGAGGAACAAGUGCAAGCUGGUGAAUGGGAUGAAGUUGAGCGAUACCUUAGUGGGUUCACAAAGGUUGAAGACAACCGCUAUUCAAUGAAGAUCUUCUUUGAAAUAAGAAAGCAAAAAUAUCUUGAAGCUCUUGACAAGCAUGAUCGAGUAAAAGCAGUUGAGAUUCUUGUGAAGGACCUUAAGGUUUUUGCUUCUUUUAAUGAAGAUCUCUUCAAGGAGAUCACCCAGUUAUUGACUCUUGACAAUUUUAGGCAGAACGAGCAGCUCUCCAAAUAUGGGGAUACAAAGUCGGCAAGAAAUAUUAUGCUGGUAGAACUAAAAAAGCUUAUCGAGGCAAACCCUCUGUUCCGUGACAAGUUAGCUUUUCCCUCUUUCAAAGCUUCACGACUGCGGACAUUGAUUAAUCAAAGUCUUAACUGGCAGCAUCAGCUAUGCAAGAAUCCACGUCCAAAUCCUGAUAUUAAAACACUUUUUACUGAUCAUACUUGUGCUUCUAGCAAUGGAACUCGGCCUCCUCCUCCUGUAAAUACGCCUCUUGCUGGACCAGUUCCAAAGCCUGGGGCAUUUCCUCCACUUGGAGCACACAGUCCAUUCCAACCAGUUGUUUCACCUUCACCAAGUGCCAUCGCAGGGUGGAUGUCAAGUGCAAACCCUUCUAUGUCUCACACUGCUGUUGCUCCUGGUCCCCCUGGACUCGUGCAGGCUCCUGGCGCUGCUGGCUUUCUAAAACAUCCAAGAGCUAACCCAGGCGGUCCUGGAAUGGACUUUCAAAUGGCCGAAUCAGAGCAUUUGAUGAAACGAAUGCGUGCUGGUCAAUCUGAUGAGGUAUCCUUUUCUGGUUCAACUCAUCCUCCCAAUAUGUAUUCACCGGAUGACCUUCCCAAAACUGUUGUGCGGAAUCUUAGCCAAGGAUCUAACGUUAUGAGCAUGGAUUUCCAUCCACAACAACAGACUGUUCUUCUAGUGGGUACCAAUGUUGGUGACAUUAGCAUUUGGGAAGUUGGAUCUCGAGAACGGUUAGCGCACAAGUCCUUCAAGGUUUGGGAUAUAUCUGCAUGCUCAAUGCCAUUCCAGUCAGCUUUGGUCAAAGAUGCCACUAUAUCAGUCAAUCGAUGCGUGUGGGGUCCAGAUGGUUCUAUACUUGGUGUUGCCUUUUCGAAGCACAUUGUUCAAAUCUACACAUACAGCCCAGCGGGAGAAUUGAGACAGCAUCUAGAAAUUGAUGCUCAUGCUGGUGGUGUUAAUGAUAUUGCAUUUUCCCACCCUAAUAAGCAACUCUGCAUAGUGACGUGUGGGGAUGACAAGACAAUCAAGGUCUGGGAUGCAGUAAGUGGUCGUAGGCAACAUAUGUUUGAGGGGCAUGAAGCUCCUGUAUAUUCUGUCUGCCCUCACUACAAAGAGAGUAUCCAGUUUAUUUUCUCUACGGCCAUUGAUGGUAAAAUUAAAGCUUGGCUGUAUGAUGGCAUGGGAUCAAGAGUAGAUUAUGAUGCUCCUGGUCUUUGGUGCACAACAAUGGCAUAUAGUGCUGAUGGAACCAGACUUUUCUCUUGUGGGACAAGUAAAGAAGGUGAAUCCCACCUCGUAGAGUGGAAUGAGAGUGAAGGAGCAAUCAAGAGGACAUUCUCUGGCUUUAGAAAGCGUUCAUUAGGUGUUGUGCAGUUUGACACAACGAGAAAUCGUUUCUUAGCUGCGGGUGAUGAGUUCCAGAUAAAGUUUUGGGAAAUGGAUAAUACCAACAUGCUUACAGCUACUGAUGGCGAUGGUGGAUUGCCUGCCAGUCCUAGACUAAGAUUCAAUAAGGAAGGCUCAUUGCUGGCUGUCACGACGAGUGAUAACGGAAUCAAGGUUCUGGCAAACACUGAUGGACAGCGAAUGCUGAGGAUGCUGGAGAGCAGGGCAUUUGAGGGUUCUCGUGCGCUUUCUGAUGUCAAUGUUAAGCCACCAAUUGCUGGUUCCUUAGGUCCAAUUCCUAAUAUAUCUGGGUCGGCACCUCAAAUCAUUGAACGUAGUGAUAGAACUCAGCAAUCAAUGUCUAUUGGCAAUCUGGCCGCCAUGGAAAGCAGCAGAGUUCCCGAUGUAAAACCUAGAAUUGCAGAAAAUAUGGACAAGAUUAAAAGCUGGAAAUUCUCCGACAUUGCUGACUCAUCUCAACUUAAAACGCUAAAGUUGCCAGACCCUCUGUCAGCCAGCAAGGUACUGCGGCUGCUCUAUACUAAUUCUGGUCUUUCUGUGCUGGCACUGGGCUCUAAUGCCAUUCAUAAGCUCUGGAAAUGGCAGAGAAAUGAGCGAAAUCCAUCUGGAAAGUCCUCCGCUGCAGUUGUUCCACAACUGUGGCAACCGACAAAUGGAGCACUCAUGUCUAAUGAUGUCGGUGAUGCGAAAUCAGCUGAAGAUGCAGCUGCAUGUAUUGCUUUAUCUAAAAAUGAUUCUUAUGUCAUGUCUGCUUCUGGUGGGAAGGUCUCCUUGUUUAACAUGAUGACCUUCAAGGUGAUGACAACUUUCAUGCCACCACCCCCUGCAGCCACCUAUUUGGCAUUUCAUCCUCAAGAUAACAAUGUUAUCGCUGUAGGAAUGGAGGACUCCACUAUCCAGAUAUAUAAUGUUAGGGUUGAUGAGGUCAAAAUCAAGCUCAAGGGUCACCAGAAACGAAUCACAGGCCUUGCAUUUUCACAGAGCUUGAAUGUACUGGUAUCUUCAGGUGCAGAUGCACAGCUAUGUAUCUGGAGUGUUGAUGGCUGGGAAAAGAAAAAAGCAAGGCCUAUACAAGUGCCGCCAGGUCACCAAGCUCCCUUAGUUGGAGAAACUAGAGUCCAAUUCCAUAAUGACCAAUCUCAUAUACUAGUAGUUCAUGAAAGCCAAAUUGGAAUCUAUGAUACCCAGCUUGAAUGUCAACGUUCAUGGUAUCCAAGAGAUUCACUUUCUGCUCCCAUUUCAAGUGCUAUAUACUCAUGUGAUGGUCUGCUGAUCUUUACUGGAUUCUGUGAUGGUGCAAUCGGAAUAUUUGAUGCAGACAGUCUCAGACUUCGAUGUAGAAUUGCACCCUCAGCUUACUUAUCUUCAAUUGGCAGGUACAGCGGCGCUGCAUUUCCUGUAGUGAUAGCAGCACAUCCAUCUGAUUCCCAUCAAUUCGCUCUUGGUAUGAGUGAUGGCACAGUGCAUGUGAUCGAGCCAUCAGAUGCAGAGCCCAAGUGGGGUGGUUCAUCGUCUCAAGAUAAUGGAGCUAUGCCUUCUAUUCCCUCAAGUUCUGCAUUGAAUAGUCAGCCAUCAGAAACACCUUCAAGGUGAUGAUACAUUCAACAUGAUAGAAAGAUUAUGGUGCUCACACUGUUCUUUUUAGAUCCUAAUAUUGUAAAGUUCUAAAAAUAGCUUAUUCUUUUCUAUCUAUUUUGACUAUUCUUUUGGAUAGAAGUCAUUGUACAUCUUUGAUCAGCAGCAUUUGUAGCCAAGCCAUUUUUAAAAAAAAAUUCUGUUUCUCAAAUGUUUCAUUGAUUUCUUCCAUCUUGUUUUCUUCUGCUAAGUUCUGAAUCAUUUGAUAACUU